AUGUUAGGUUAUCUGUUUGAUAUAGAAGGUGGAGAGAACAUUCUAGAUAUCAUUAACAAUGAUUAUGAUGAUGAUGAUGAUGUUGAAAUGGUUGAUGUUAAAGAAGGAGAGUUGGUGGAACCUGAUUCCCGGAAUUCUUUGGGACAAAGUGAAGCUGGAGGUACCAAUGAACCAAAUGAAGACUCUCAUAAUAAGGACCACAUGCUUAGAGCUCAAAAGAAAAGGAAUAAGAGAAAGAAGAAAGCUUCAGGGUCCAACAAGAUUUGUGAUAGAUGUGCGUCGCCGUUUGAAAGAGAAAAACAAUAUAUGUUAUACACUGUUGUAGGUUGCCUUGGGGUUUUUGCACUAAGCGAUCUCGUUAGAUAG
Messenger RNA from Arachis stenosperma, 366 nucleotides. RefSeq lists its product as uncharacterized. NCBI's taxonomy places the organism in Eukaryota, Viridiplantae, Streptophyta, Magnoliopsida, Fabales, Fabaceae. The transcript is spliced from 3 exons. The record is from RefSeq and is a predicted model, not a curated record. The coding region runs from base 1 to 366 and encodes 121 amino acids.